Acanthoscelides obtectus is the source of this 273-nucleotide messenger RNA. The record is from the annotation of a GenBank genome assembly. NCBI's taxonomy places the organism in Eukaryota, Metazoa, Arthropoda, Insecta, Coleoptera, Chrysomelidae.
GAGAAAUAUGCAGCAAGGAUAGACUACGGAAAGACAUAAGAUAUGCUAAUAAAUAUACGGAUUACAGGUGAUCCCAAUGGCGCAACAAUUGAAUUUGAAACAUCCGGUGUAUACUGUUACUCAGCAUGCCAUACAUCUGCAGGAUUAUUGCGAUCAGCGAUUUAAGAAGUAGGAACGGCUAUGAUGAUCACCAGCCUCCAUCGAAGAAGAUAUAUAAAAGAAGCUACUCGGGUAAAGGGCAAGAGCAACCACGAUAUCUAGAGUAACAGUAAG